UUAUAGGUUCUACAACUUAAAUAUGUGCUUGAGUUUGUGAAAGGUGUAGAAAAUUUUGCAAUGGGGAACUGUUCUCUCAAAGGGGUCACUGGGGUUUGUCACAACUCUAUCCGGGUUUUGACGGAUUCCGGAGCUGUAUUAGAUUUCAAAGGGCCGAUUAAAGCUCGGGACAUCCUCGAUGAUCACCCAGGAUAUGGCAUUUUCCGGCAGGGCCAAGCUUCAUCACCAUUGCAAGACCUUGAGUGCUUAAUUAGUGGCAGAUUGUAUUAUCUACUUCCACUAAGCAAGGAGCAUAAGCUUUGCAAAAAUGGGGUCACUGAGCAAGUGAAAAACAUUGGGAUCAUUGAGCAAUUGGAGGCUGAGUGGAUGAGUGUGGUUGAGCCAGCUAAGAUGUCAUCAUAUGCUGCAUCAGAUUUUGUUGAUAACUUAGCAAAUGGUUCAGCUCUUGAAGUCCUGCCAACGGUUGGAGAUGGAGUUUGGAGAGUGAAGUUGGCGAUUGACACAAAACAAUUGGAGGAAAUCUUGUCAGAACAAGUGAAUACUGAGGCAUUGAUUGAGAAAAUGAGAAUGGUUGCAAGCUCUGCCAGCCUAACACCAAAGAGAACAAAGAGCGCUUGGGGAAUGAGUUGGAAGCCAACCCUCCUGAACCUUUUCAAGUUGCCACUUGAUAAUGGCAAAUAAAAGCCAAGUUUCCUGCCUAUGCUUAACUCUAUUUUCUUUGCUCUUAGAGUACCUCUAAUUAUCUCAUGAGUUUGUUCUACUGUCCCAAGAGCAAACCAAUCUUGUCUUGUACAUGUUAUAUAUAAAGUCUUUGAUUUUGUUUAUUUUUUCUAAUGUUGUUAUUUAAACUUUUGAAAGAUUAUAAUUU
Quercus lobata is the source of this 868-nucleotide messenger RNA. RefSeq lists its product as uncharacterized. The record is from RefSeq and is a predicted model, not a curated record. Bases 61 to 681 code for a protein of 206 amino acids. NCBI's taxonomy places the organism in Eukaryota, Viridiplantae, Streptophyta, Magnoliopsida, Fagales, Fagaceae. The transcript has a single exon.